Messenger RNA from Osmerus eperlanus (European smelt), 2401 nucleotides. RefSeq names its product egl nine homolog 1-like. Gene Ontology annotation, cellular component: cytoplasm; nucleus. Gene Ontology annotation, molecular function: L-ascorbic acid binding; ferrous iron binding; peptidyl-proline 4-dioxygenase activity. Gene Ontology annotation, biological process: peptidyl-proline hydroxylation to 4-hydroxy-L-proline; cellular response to hypoxia. The coding region runs from base 250 to 1395 and encodes 381 amino acids. NCBI's taxonomy places the organism in Eukaryota, Metazoa, Chordata, Actinopteri, Osmeriformes, Osmeridae. The record is from RefSeq and is a predicted model, not a curated record. The transcript has 5 exons.
ACCGAAGUUCAGGGGAAAAAGGGCACGGCGCCAUGCGACUCGUCCAGAUCUUCACUAUGCGGCCGUGCUACACAACUAUCCGGCAAUUAGGUGUAUGGAUAACGAAACCCGAAAGAAGGGUGGUUUAACAUGUGUGAUGAAAUUGUUUGACUGGAAAGCAGGGAGACUCCGUUUUUGCAUGCACUGUUUUGGACACUUCUAAAAGUGCACUGUUUAGCAGCGUGUGAGACGAGGUAACCGUCUUUGGUCAUGGAGAGGGACAGUGCUAAGAAAAGCGGGGAGGAUAUGGAUCGGCAGUAUUGUGAGCUUUGUGGUCAAAUGGAAAACCUCCUCAAAUGUGGAAGGUGUCGAAACUCUUUCUAUUGCAGCAAGGAACACCAAAUACAGGACUGGAAACGGCACAAGCGGAUGUGUAAUGAGGCCAAGAAACCUCUAUGUCAGCCCCGACCACCCGAUCCACAAUUGCCAAUUGGAAAUGUUAAGGCAGAGCGAGAGCAGUUGUCGAUAGAGAAGAGCACUGAGCAGAACAGUCUCUCACAGAACCCCGCGAACGCUGGACUUUCGGAGCUGUCUACUGACGGCGAACCAAUGAAAGAUUUUAUCACAUCAGAAGCUUGCUCCGGUACCUACAGCCGAGAACCAGAGGAAGAUAUUAACCACAAUAAGCCUAACGGACGAACUAAACCUUCUCCGCAAAAACUGGCAAUGGAAUACAUAGUGCCAUGUAUGAAUAAGCAUGGCAUAUGUGUUGUUGACAGUUUCCUGGGAGAAGAAACAGGACUAAGUGUAUUGAAGGACGUGAGAGCCCUUCAUAAGACUGGUAAAUUUACUGAUGGCCAGUUGGUCAGUCAAAGAAGCGACUCAUCUCAAGAUAUACGAGGUGACAAAAUAACUUGGAUUGAAGGAAGAGAGCCUGGUUGCGAGAAGAUAGCUUUCCUAUUGAAACGCAUGGACGAAUUGGUCGGACACUUCAAUGUUAAACUGGGAAACUACAAAAUACACGAAAGAACGAAAGCGAUGGUGGCGUGUUACCCUGGCAACGGGACUGGCUAUGUACGGCAUGUAGAUAACCCCAAUGGAGAUGGUAGAUGUGUGACAUGUAUAUAUUAUCUCAACAAGGACUGGGAUGCCAAGGAACAUGGAGGUCUCCUGAGGAUUUUCCCUGAGGGUAAGGCUCAACUUGCGGACAUCGAGCCCAAGUUUGACCGCCUCCUGUUCUUCUGGUCAGACAGAAGAAACCCCCACGAGGUGCAGCCAUCUUACGCCACCAGAUACGCCAUUACAGUGUGGUAUUUUGACGGUGAAGAACGAGCACGAGCCAAGGAGAAAUACCAAACAGGUGCUGGAGAAAAGGGAGUCCAGGUGGACCUAAACAAGUCUUCAGAUCUGAGCUGAUACAAUAAAGAGAAAACGAGUGUGGGUGGUGGGACACUGAUGGACCUUACUGCAUACAUCUGCUGAGUGGGACACACUCGGAAGGAUGAGAAGAAGAGACAGAGGAAGUGGAGAAAGGAAAUGAAAACUAGUUUGCUUUCUGAAACCUUCAUGUUCCACACACACAUAGUGACGUUUCUGGACAUUUUCGAGAUCUGUACCUAUCUCCCAAAAAUACAUUAAAGCGUAACAGCAGAUGUGCAAAAAAGAAGACUCAUGGCCCCGCCACCCCCGCACCAUCUAAUUUCACUCUCAACACGUAAAUAAAUGUUAAUGUGUGUGUUAUUUGUUGCUUAUUUAUUUAUAAGGGGCGGGUGGGGUGACCACCUAGUUUGCCUAUGCCUAGAAACACCUCUGCACGCACACACACAGAUCCAUAAUGACCCUGAAUGUUCCAUCAUUGUACAGCAGGGACUCAUUAUUGCCCAAGCUUCUCUAUGGUUUAUUUUUUGCUUUGUUACAUAAAGAAUAAUUGCAAAAUUGUGUGUAAUGGCAAAAAUAUAGGUAGUCCCCUUAAAGACAGUGAAAUUUGAGUAUUUUGAGUUAAGUAUCAAUACAGAGUACAAGGUGAUUUUCUUGAAUUAAAAGGUACAAAUGUCUUUAACUCAAACAGGUUUGACACACUUCAGACAAAUAAUAUGAUUAUGGAGGUUUUGUGGUGACUACUUGACAAAGUCACCACAUUAACCUGACUGACUUUCACAUCUGUACACUUUCUGUCUAAUGCUGGCACGUUAAAGUACAGUGCUGAUGCCUGGUAACGGAACACAGGGCCAAAUCAUACUGACCUGUAAUUGUGAUCCAUCUGUUUUUGCAGACAUAACCUCAACCUUCACUGUUGUAACUGUCACUGUUGUAACCGUUAUCGUUGUAAAAACCAAAAGCUGAUUCCAAGUACAGUACCAACUGUGAAGUGGGUUUUCUGUGUAAAGUAGCUUUUUAAUUAAAUCAGUCAGGUUUUAUAUGA